Molecule: messenger RNA, 1149 nt
Organism: Symbiodinium natans
Lineage: Eukaryota; Dinophyceae; Suessiales; Symbiodiniaceae
Source: the annotation of a GenBank genome assembly
AUGCGCUCGCAGCUGAACAACAUGAAGAAGACCGUCGGCUUCACCAGCCAGCAGGACAGCGACGGGGCUCGCCAGUGGUUCACCUGCUCUGAGAUCAACAACCGCAUCGCCACGAUCGAGUUCCAGCUGUGCACAGAAUCCGUGCCACUGAAGGAGGAGAAGAAACUCUUGGCCGAGAUCCAGACUCUGAAGCUUGGCCUCGGAGAUUACUCGGUUGACACCAUGAACACGAUGGAGCAGAAUCUGGCCAACUUCGACCCAGGCAUGUCCAUGAAGGAGCAGAAGGAUGCCAUCAAUGCGGACAUUGCGCAGUUCCGUGACGAGAAGAAGAAGAUCCAGGACCAGAUGACCGAGCUGUCGGAAGCCCGCAAGACCCAACUGGGACCAAUCGAGGAGAUCCAGAAUGAGCGCAAUGCAAUCGGCGAGAAACUCAGGGCGAAGAUCGAGGAGCGCAAUGCGCUGCGCGACGAAUACCGCCAGCAGGAGCGCGAGUACUGGAACUACCAGCAGGAGCUCCGCAAAGCCCGCCAGGAGCGCUACGCGGCUGAGCGUGCGGAGAAGCAGAAGGAGUAUGACCUCCGCCGCAAGCAGCGGGAGGCCGAGAAGCUGGAUGAGCAGCCGCAUGUUGGCGAGAUCACCCUGAUCGAGCAGACGAUCAAGUACUGCAAGGGCCUGGUCCAGUCCAAGACGGAGGAGAAGAAGGACGAAAAGAAGGAGAUCGUGCACGACGUCCCAGACGGCGGCGAGGUUCUGCUGCGCAAGGAAGACCGCGAGGAGGAGUUCUACUUUGCGCCCCUCAAAGCGGGCAAGAAGGGCAAGAGCAAGCCGAAAGGCAGCGACGCCAAGCCUACGAAGAUCACGCACAAUGCCGAGACCUUCCGCCUCUUCGACCAACUCAAGCUCGAUGCUCCACUUUCCACUGAGCAGGUCCCCGCCUUGCUGGAAGAGCUUGAAAAGCAACUCGGAGAAUACCAGGCUAAGGUGAAGGAAUGGGAGGAGAAGCGCGAGGAAAUGAAGAAGAAGAUCCUGGAGGGCCUUACCGAGAUUGAGGAGAAGAAGGCAGCCAAGGAGGCGGAAGAGAAGGAGGAAGCGGCCGAGGAGACCAAGGAAGAAGCCAAGGAGGCUGAGGAAGAGGCGAAGGACGAGUGA